GGAUCAGGCCGGCGAUGACUCCGUGUUUCUGCUGUUCGUUCAGCAGCUUAAGUUCACAUUAGCUCCAGAAGCAUGCUGUGUGUUUGCCCUGUGUAACUGAAACCUGCUGUUGUGCUUCAGGCCUUCCUCCCUCGUCCAUGCUCAGCUACCAACAGCAGCAGCACUUGCUGCGCAGAGGCACCGCCCCCAUGGGCCAGAUGAGCUCUCACAGUAUUUGGGAGAACAGCAUGGGCUUUGGCCCCGUGAGCGUCGCCCCGGGAUUGCUCACACACAUGGAGGAUAAUCCACUCAUGUCGAUAAUCAAAGAGGUGGGCCAUCCUAAACGAGCUCCUCAGGGCAGGAACGAUGAGGAUCUGUCAGAGAGGGCUCCUCCUCCACGCUCUUCUUCCCCUGUGAUUGGCUCCCCUCCGGUGAGGGCGGUGCCAAUCGGGACUCCACCCAAACAGCCGAUGAGCCACGCGCUGAAUCACCAGGUCAGAAACAGAAAGUCUUCCUGCUGGGUGUCCCUCCCUGCUGUGAACACGUGUUUCUGUCGCAGGAUUUAA
This is a messenger RNA of Haplochromis burtoni (Burton's mouthbrooder), 545 nucleotides long. Its product is annotated as protein PAT1 homolog 1-like. Bases 138 to 545 code for a protein of 135 amino acids. The transcript has 3 exons. The record is from RefSeq and is a predicted model, not a curated record. NCBI's taxonomy places the organism in Eukaryota, Metazoa, Chordata, Actinopteri, Cichliformes, Cichlidae.